GGCAGGGCUGGGCGGCCGUGGGGACGGGCCGGGUCGGGGGUGGAAGCGGAGCUGCUGCCGGUGUUGCCGCCGCCGCUGCCGCCAUGGCGCUGGUGAACGCGGACCUGCGGAGGGAGCGCGCCGCCGCCACCUUCCAGACCGAGCUCCUCACCCACAUCCUGGACGGCGGCGCCGAGCGCACUCGCCGCCGCAAGGAGAUCGAGGCCUUAGUUCUUAAUGACCCUGACUUCCAGCAUGAGGAUCUGAACUUCCUGUCCCGUAGUGAACGCUAUGAGCAAGCCAUCAGGAAGAGCUCUCUGAUGGUGAUGAAGUUAAGGGAAUAUGGAAUUGCAGAUCCAGAGGAGAUCUACUGGUUUAAAAGAACAUGCUUGGGCAAUUUUGUUGAACCUCUCACUCUACACUUCAGCAUGUUUACCAAAACCUUAGAGACCCAAACGACUGAUGCUCAGAAGGAGAAAUGGCUGCCCCUGCUCCGUGAAGUCAAGAUAAUUGGCACCUACGCCCAAACCGAAUUGGGACAUGGAACUCAUCUUCGGGGUCUAGAAACCACAGCUACUUAUGACCCUGCUACCCAGGAGUUCAUCCUCAACAGCCCCACUGUGACCUCCAUUAAGUGGUGGCCAGGUGGACUUGGAAAAACAUCAAACCAUGCCAUUGUCCUGGCUCAGCUCUACACCCAAGGGCAAUGCAAGGGCCUGCAUGCCUUCAUUGUACCCAUACGGCAGCUGGGCACCCAUGAACCUUUGCCAGGUAUCACAGUGGGUGACAUUGGGCCAAAAUUUGGUUUUGAUGAAAUAGAUAAUGGCUACCUGAAAAUGGACAACUACAGAAUCCCUCGGGAAAACAUGCUGAUGAAAUAUGCCCAGGUUGAACCAGAUGGCACCUAUGUGAAACCAGUCAGUGACAAGCUGACCUAUGGGACCAUGGUGUUCAUCCGAUCCCUCAUCGUGGGCGACUCAGCUCGCUUCCUGUCCAGGGCUUGUACCAUUGCCAUCCGCUACAGCGCGGUGAGACACCAGUCAGAGCUAAAGUCAGGGGAACCAGAACCCCAGAUCUUGGAUUAUCAGACCCAGCAAUACAAACUCUUUCCUCUCCUGGCCACAGCCUAUGCUUUUCACUUUGUGGGAGCCUACAUAAAAAACACCUACCAACGUAUCAGUGGAGACAUCAGCGAUGGGGAUCUGAGUGAGCUGCCAGAGCUCCAUGCACUGACAGCAGGGCUGAAGGCAUUCACUUCCUGGACUGCCAACGCUGGGAUUGAGGAGUGCCGGAUGGCAUGCGGUGGGCAUGGCUACUCUCGCUGCAGUGGCAUCCCUGACAUCUAUGUCACCUUCACCCCAUCCUGCACCUACGAGGGAGAAAACACAGUCAUGAUGCUGCAGACAGCAAGGUUCCUUGUCAAAAGCUACACCCAGGUUACUUCUGGGCAGCAGGUCACUGGCAUGGUGUCCUACCUUAAUGACCUCUCCAGGCAACGCAUUCAGCCGCAGCAUGUGGCUGCUAGGACGGUGACUGUGCGGAUCAACGAUCCAGCCAGCUUGGUAGAGGCCUACAAAGCACGUGCUGCCCGUCUUGUAGAAGCUGCAGCAAAGAAUUUGCAAGCUGAACUGAACCACAGAAAGAGCAAGGAGGAAGCCUGGAACAGAACUUCUGUUGACCUGGUGCGAGCAUCUGAGGCACACUGUCACUACGUGGUAGUGAAGCUUUUCACAGCAAAGCUGUCUGAGGUCAGCAAUGCAGCUGUCCGUGCUGUCCUGACUGAGCUGUGCCUCCUGUACGUGCUGUAUGGCAUCAGUAAGAACACGGGGGACUUCCUGCAGGUGGGUAUUCUGACUGAUGCCCAGAUUACUCAAGUGAACCAGCGUGUCAAGGAGCUCUUGGCCAUAAUCCGUCCCAACGCAGUGGCACUUGUAGACUCCUUUGACUUCCAUGAUGUUCACCUGGGGUCUGUGCUUGGCCGCUACGAUGGCAACGUCUACGAGAACAUGUUUGAGUGGGCAAAGAAAUCCCCACUCAACAAGACAGAGGUCCACCAAUCUUUCCACAAACACCUGAAGCCAGUGCAAUCCAAGCUGUGAAAUCUGCUGGGUUUUGGUGGUUUUCUUCCCCCCCCACCCCUCUUCAAACUGCACAUUUUUUUCCUGACAGGAAUACUUAGGUGUUUGUGUCCUACCUUCAAGCACCUAAAUCAAACCUUUUCAAAUCCUGGUAGUUAUAGGACAGUGAAUAAAUUGUAGCCUUUCUUUCCACUUUUGAGAAUCAAGAAGGUGUUUGGGGAGAGAGUGUAGGAAUGGAUGCCUGCUUUUAAAGUGCAAUUAUAAUGGGAAAGAUUUAACCUUCUAAGAAUCUGGGAAAGCUUUAUGGAUCCAUAUAAAGAUUGCUUUUGUGAAGCUGCUAACUAGAGAGGAGUUACUGAUGACUGGAAGUGUAGCAGGAUUUUUUUUACUACUACAAAGUAGUUCACAGCCCUCAGGUGAUAUCUUCUAACAAGCAGUUAUGUCCUCCCCCCAAAAAAAAAGAAGCAUCAAUAUCAUGGCUUGAGUUUUGACUUUUAAGCUGAGCACUUCUUGCUUGGCCCAAUAUUUGUGUUGUCUAAAGCCUCCUGCACAUGAAACUGCAUGUGGCACCACUUCCCUGCUGCAGCUGGGAAGUCAAUACUCGUCCUUUCUUGGAGCUCUGCUUCCUUCACCUUUCCAGAAGCCAUCUUCACCUUUUCCAAUACAUCCUUCCUUCACUGCCCUGCAAAACCACCUCCUGCCCGUGUGCCAUCUCCAUCAGUGGCACCUUCUCUUUGUUAAGAAGAAGUCAAAGGAGAAGAUAGUGAUGCUGCUCUGAGGAAAACAGACAAACAAAAACCAGCUGGGUGCUGAUAGGAGAUGUUCUGCCCUGCUUUUUAACUGUUAGUACUUUUGUAGCACUAUCUCAAAGCACUUUACAAAUGUUAAUUGUGGUGAUUUGAUGUGAGAGAAGCCACCAACAGCAAAUUCGACCUGGAAAGAAGCCAGUAUUGGAGGGCAGAAAUGGCUUGACCCCAAGGUCCUUGGCUGUCCUGAUUGUUCUGGGAUGUUCUUCUGGUUUUUCAAAGGCAUUCUUCAAGAGAACGACAAUCCUGAGGGAAGUGUCCAGAUUGUUUCCUACCCAUGCAUUUCCAAGGAGCUUUCUCUGAUUUGCUUAAUUUAGGUUUGUGGUUUUUGGUUGUUUUUCUUCAUGUUGACCUAGGACUUGCCCAACACUGCCUGGAUUUAAGGAGUGAAAGAUUUACCUUUCUAACAGAACCUCCUCAUUCCUAAUGAAAUCAGCGCAACUGCAACUAAACGAAAUCAUUGCUGCUUUUCAACACGGAUAACUCUGGCUAGUAACAAUAAAACCUCUCUCCACAGCAGAUAAGAGCAACUUUGAGCUUAAAAUGGUAUAAAAACAUUCAUCACAAACCCAAAUCCUGCGGUUCUGAGAAGCUUGUUCUCUAACAGCUUUGGUACUGCUCUCAUUUUGGAUCAGUUUUCAUGGAGGAGUUGCUUUUUUUUUCUGGCACUAACAAUGAUCAGAUGCAAUGUUUGGCUCCACGUGCAGUAGCUGAACAGAAAGAAAUGUUUAAUUUGAAAUAAAAUCAUCAAACUUGCCUUGUGCCUGCUGCAUCUUUCACGUGGAAGGAACCACUGCUGUUCAGGACACCAAAGGAGGUGGAGGGUUUUGCCUUCUGCAUCUUCAGUCGAGCAGACUGCUGACCUGAGGGAGGGGUGAUGGAGGAGCAUGGUCAGGAGAUGUUAAUGAGUAUGAGCUAAUUAUGUAUGAAUUUAAUAAACUACAAAAGUGUGUUUUCAGACACAA
Pogoniulus pusillus (Red-fronted tinkerbird) is the source of this 3828-nucleotide messenger RNA. It is a transcript of the gene ACOX1, whose product is annotated as acyl-CoA oxidase 1. Gene Ontology annotation, biological process: lipid homeostasis; fatty acid beta-oxidation using acyl-CoA oxidase; very long-chain fatty acid metabolic process. The transcript is spliced from 14 exons. The coding region runs from base 84 to 2078 and encodes 664 amino acids. The record is from RefSeq and is a predicted model, not a curated record. Gene Ontology annotation, cellular component: peroxisome. Lineage: Eukaryota; Metazoa; Chordata; Aves; Piciformes; Lybiidae. Gene Ontology annotation, molecular function: FAD binding; fatty acid binding.